GCCAGUCUGGGGAGCGGGGGGGAACCGGCCGGCUCCCGGCCCCCUUGCUUCUAUCCUGGGGCCACCAUGUGCGCCUCUGCCUGCCUGCGAGGGAGAGGGAGAAAGAGGGCGAGAGAGAGGGGAGCCUGCAACUUCUCCCAUUGGCAGGGCCCGGGCAGCUCCUCCCCUUUCCCUUGCCUGCUGCUCUUUUAUAAACCUGGUGCCGCUUUCGAUCUCCCAGUCCUGCAGAUGCACCCCGUGGGCCCUCCUGCACAGAGGCCUCCCGGCUGUCCCUCUGCCUUGCAAGCCCGGGGUUCCCCCUGCUUCCGCCCCUCGCGCAAGCUCCAGGCUCUCCUCCCGCCCGCCCUCCCUCAGGCUAUGGAGCUGGGCUGGGCGUGCAGCUCCCUGCUGUGGCUGCUUUUCCUCUCCAGCCUGGCCGUCAAACUCCUGCGCGCUGACCUGUUGCUGACCCCCGGCCUGCUGCUCCAGGUGGGGCUCCUGGUCCUGCUGCAGGGCGUCAGCCGAGCCUUCCUGCCCCUGCCGCUGGGCACAGCUCUCACGGGCACCGCCUGCUGGCUUGUCUUGGCAGGGGCCACACAGAGGAAGAGGAUCCCUGCGGUGGGGAGAGCCGUUCUCAUCACAGGAUGUGACACUGGCUUUGGAAAGGUGGCUGCUCAUCACUUAGACACCUUGGGACUGACCGUCUAUGCUAGUGUCCUGGAUCUGAAGAGUCCUGGCGCAGAGGAGCUUCGGCAGAGCUGCUCGUCGCGCCUGACCCUGCUGGAAAUGGACCUGACCAAAGCUGAGGACAUCCAGAGAGUCUUGCAGUUCAUCAAGGCUCAGACAGUGAGGACAGGGCUCUGGGGCCUGGUGAACAACGCCGGCAUCAACACCACCCUUGCGGAUGCGGAGCUGACGCCUCUCCACGACUUCCGCAGCUGCAUGGAGGUGAACUUCUUUGGCACUUUGGAGCUGACCCAGGGGCUGCUGCCUUUGCUGCGCUCCUCACAAGGAAGGAUCAUCACCAUCAGCAGUCCAGCAGGUAACAUGCCGUUCCCCUGUUUAUCUGGCUACGGGGCAUCCAAAGCUGCUCUCAGCCUGGUCAUGGACACUCUGCAGUAUGAACUUGCACCCUGGGGGAUCCAAGUGAGCGUCAUCCUCCCAGGGUAUUUCAAAACUGAUGGUUCUUGUAAUCAUGCUUAUUGGAAAGAAAGGAAGGCUCAGCUGCUGGCAGCUCUGUCCCCUGAACUCCUGGAAGCCUAUGGAGAAGAAUACCUGGAAGACAUCAACAGGCAGUUUCUUGCUUCCAUGAAGUUUGCUGUGGAGGACCUCAGCUCAGUCGUGGAGAGCAUCGUGGACGGCCUCCUGUCUACCAGGCCUCUGGUGAAAUACUACCCGGGGAGAGGCCUGGGCCCCAUGUACUUCAUCCACCACUACCUGCCCCACACCGUCCGCAACCUCUUCCUCAAAGCCUUCUUCAUCAACCCAAAGUUGCCCAGAGGGCGCCAGCCAAAGCCUUGCAACAGCCCCCGGAAACAGUGAAGGGCAGCUUGGCAGAGAAAGCACCUGGGAAAGACUUCAGGGCCCAGAGUAGCUGCUUAAGGUGUUUCUACUGAAAAUGCACCAGCUCAUUUGUGUCAGUGCAGGGAGAGGACAAGCUGUGGCCAUUGCUGCUACCCAGCCAUUAAUGUCUUUUUCCUAAGUGAGCAUUAAAAUUAUAGGAAGAUGGUGGGAUUGGGACCCAUUCGCUUCAAUGAACAGAGUGCUGGAAAAGCCCUACUGAGACCAAUGAUUGUUGCAUUUGGGGAAGGGGGGAGCUACCAGUGGCAAGUGAACCCCUCUCCCCCCCCCAAUUCCUGGCUGGCUUUUCUCUCCCUCUUUGUGCCAAAGGAGAUGGCUGCUGCUGCUAACUGAUAGUGAAAGGGCUUCACUAUACCUCAGCUUUGUGAUAUACCUCUCUGUAAACUUCAGCUGAGCCAAUGCCAUGUCUCCUCACUGUGCUGUGUCUUCUUCACUGCAAAUAGCCAAAGGCCUUUCCAGCUUCUCAGUCUGUAUGUAGCACCCCCACCCCCGGCACAAGCAUGGUAAUAUUCAUUAACGAUAGUCACCACAGCAAUCAUGAUCAAAAUCAAAGUAUUAUAAUUAAGAAUCUAUAUCAGCCAUAAUUGGUACCUAUUUGAAUCACUCAGUGCAAUCAAUAAAGUAUUUUUUGAUAUUAAAAAAAUGCACACCUAGUUUCUUAGCAGCUCUGGAAACAGUAGCCACAGAGUAAAUAAUACAAAACUGAUUAUCAAUUAAUAGCUUAAUUUUAUCCAAAAUUAAUAGCUUGUGUUUUAUCCAAAUACUGAGGCAGCAUAUGUUAACAAGGUUUUACUCCCUUGGCUCCACAUAUAAUGGGCAAAAAAUAAUGAGUUGUAAUUUUAGAUUGCCUGCAUCCAAAAAAAACCCACCCCACCCCAGUUUUCAUUGAUUUCAUUUAUUCUGCUCCACAGUCUCAGGUGUAAAGCAGAUCAGUUCACAUACAUACACACACAGAGUGGUACCACGGAAGUCAAAUGGAGUCCAUUCCAGAAGUCCAUUUGACUUCCAAAAUGUUCGAAACCCAAGGUGUGGCUUCCGAUUGGCUGAAGGAAGCUCCUGCAGCCAAUUAGAAGCUGUGUUGGACAUUCGGGUUCCAAAGAACAUUCGCAAACCAGAACAUUCACUUCUGGGUUUGCGGCGUUUGGGAGCCAAAACGUUCAAGUCGCAAGGUGUUUGUCAACCAAGGUACGACUGUAUCCCAAGAUUUCCAAGUCUGAUUUUACUCUACAGAAUUUUAGCCCUACAGAAUAAUAGGGCUAAUAAGUCUCUACAGAGGGCAACUUCCAGGCACUUAGAAGGCCCACCAGCUGACCUCAUUUGCAACCAAAGAAUUUUAGGAGCUGACAAUUUGUCAUAGUAACUUAUAUUUUAAUAGCUGCUAGUUCUCAUUUCCAAGAACUUUUGUCAAUACCUCUAUAGAUUGGGCCAUUUAUAUUUCUGGGAUCUGUGACCAAAAACUAAUCUUAAAGGUGAACAAUUAAUGCCUAACUGCUCCAUCCUAAAAAAGAACCAAAUAUAAGCAACAUUAAAGCACAGCUUGUUUAAGAAGAGUAAUUCAAGGUUGUUUGGUCUAGAGCAAGAUGAACACCUUCCAUUCCACCAACGCAGGGAGGAAAAAAGAGGUGGCAUGCCUGCAACAAUGUUGCUUACAUAAAAACAAAAAUUGGGCCAACUUGAAACCCUGUUUGACUGUGUCUGAAUAAGGGUUCAGGCCGAACCCCAUUUACCUGAGAGUAAGCCCCACUGAAUUCAAUAGGCCUUACUUCUGAGUAGACAUGACUAGGAUUGCCACCUUACUUGUGUCAAGAUCCCAUAAUGGCCAGCCCUUACUUUUGUUGUAAUAUUAUAGUGUAAUAAUAGCUGCAUAUGAGCCAAAGAAAUAUUUUGCUAAUAUUAGCUGUAGCCAAAUUGCACCAUAGCCAGAUCGAAGGUGAAGGUAAAACCUAUGAAGGAUGAAAAUAACUGCUUAUUUGGACCCUUGAGAUAAUGGGAGAUUAAAUGGUGUAAUUUGUAGCCUGGUAAGGGUUCAAAGUAUGUAGAACAGCAUGUAUGUACAAAGGGGCUUCUCUACAUGUGUUCAACUGAAGGGGCUUGGAGCCUCUGCUCAGCUGGGGGCCAUGUGAGAAGGCUGAAGGGGCCUGUGGCUGGAACUGCUUGCAGCAGCAUCCAAGUAUUCAUCAGUAGUCACUGGUGUCUGCUCAUUUGGAACAUCAACCUUAAACGUUUGGGGACAAGAGGGGGAAUCGCCCAAUUUCACAAACAUGUUGCGUAUUUGUGCAAAUGAAUGCAACACAUUAUAGAACGCUGCUUGUGUGGGUCUUGUUAGUACCUCUCAUUCCUGCGGCUGACCUCAAGGAUGCUGGGUGUUUUCUUUUCUUGCUGCUGCAGCAAACCUGCUGUUCUUCUGUCCUCCAAGCCUCAUCGCCAUGCAGGAACUGAGCCAAAAAAGGCCUCCCCAAAGGGGGCCUCUCCUUGCCUCCAGAAGAGGGCAGGGACUCCCAGGCAGAUGGCCUACAAAUCUUGUCACGAAGAACAAGGUCACGAUUGUCACUUGGAAAUAAAUUAAAAUGGUUACUUCAUA
Podarcis raffonei (Aeolian wall lizard) is the source of this 4141-nucleotide messenger RNA. RefSeq names its product hydroxysteroid 11-beta dehydrogenase 2 (gene HSD11B2). Gene Ontology annotation, molecular function: oxidoreductase activity. Lineage: Eukaryota; Metazoa; Chordata; Lepidosauria; Squamata; Lacertidae. The record is from RefSeq and is a predicted model, not a curated record.